AACGCUUCGCGGGUACAGUGGUGAAGAAGACACGGGCGAGGUUGCGCGAGCUUCUCCGAGACAUUUAUGUGAAAGAGAUUGGCCCGUCGUGGGGUUGACGUCUUUAAUUUAUUAUCACAAUAAAUCAUUUGAUUAAUCAGAACAAUCGUGAACAAUUUAUAUUUAUAAUAUUUAUAUCAUAAGUAAUUUAUAGAGAGAGGCCCCUGCCAGCAGAGUUCAUUGUCAAUGGAGGUUAAUAAUGCAGUGAAAAGCAAAAUUAAUGUGGAUACAAAUGGAGCAAGACCGGCCUUUGAUCGAUUUCAUAGUUCAGGACCAGACUCCUACUUUUCCACCUAUAGGCCUCAGAAUAAUUUCAGUGAUAGCGGAUUCUUCAAUUCGUUCUCGGACAGAGCGAUGCAAGACUGCGCACCACUACCUUAUACAGUUUGGCCAACUCAGGAAGACUGUAAAUCAGUGGAUUGGCCUCAAGUCAUGCCCAAUAGCAGAAAUCUAAUAGAUGCCAGUAAUUGUGGGAGUGAGGCUGAUCUUUAUGGAUUAGUGUCAGACAUCUUGGAAGAACCAGAUUCACUGGACCCAUACUCCUCAUACGUCUCAGAGAAAAAGUUACCAUCUAAUCUGAAAGGUGUCUGGUCUCCAAACUUACCAAGAGAGGAUAGCAUGCAGUACCUAAAUAAUGAGGUGCAGAUGCCGCCCAUUUCUGGAUUCCCAUCAAACCAGAUUUGUCCUAAACCCAUCACCAAUGUCUGUCCUCAGACAGCAAUCAGAGAAUCUCAUCAGUGGGCAGAACUUCAGAAUUUCAAUGGUUUUGAUUCUUGUUCACCUCCCUGCAAUUUCACCUCCUGUAAUGGAAAGGCUGAUGCAUACUGUCCUCAAGAUCUCCCUCGCCCCCCAGGCCUGAACACACCCCCAGCGUUACGCUCUAACCUCUACCAGACCAGGGCAGGUAAACCUGAGUAUAUUACACCCGAGAAGGAUGAAGAAUACCGCAGCACCACUAACUGUCUGUCUGAUUAUAUAAACACAGUCAACAACUUCUGUUGCCCUCCACAAAAAAUGGAUGAGUCCUAUUUCAGUUCAUCUCAUGAAUUUUCAACUGUAAGCAAAGAUAAACUGAGAAACACCCAAUCUUUCUCUGUGCAGGAUGUCAGUAAACUGGCCUUUCUCUUGGCAGAGCAGGAUAUGAACUACUGCAGAGAAUCCACUCAGAAUGGGCUUUUAACUCAGAGAAAUCCCGAGGAAAUCAUGGCAGAGCAGAAGAGUUAUCCUUUUCAAAGGAUGUCAGAGCUUAUUACUCAAACACCAAAUUUUAAGAGAGAGGUGACCCGCAACCAUUUGGAGCAAAUAGGAUCUAAAGCGGAGGAUAUAAAGACUCUUUUACAAAAUCAUUAUUCUACAAAUGAAUUUUCAGGGUUUGCGCCACCUAAACCUUAUUCAUCUACUGUCGCACCUUCAACCUUGCACCCAAACAAAGAAGCCAUUCCGAUAGGAAGCAGCACAGCUCAAACCGGUGUAAAGCAGUUCCAGCCUGUCCAGUCAAACCAUUAUCAAAUCCAAGCUAACAUUUCAGCAAAGACCAACAGCAACAAUGGAUCACAUAGGUUUGCAAAGCUCGCAUCCACAUCAGGAGCUUUUCCAUUACUUCCUUCUCAGCAGUUGUUCCGGACUGCAGCGAGAGUCCCGGCUGAUUUGAGUCAAGGGAAUGCAGUAAAUCAGCAUGGUGCAAUAGGCCAGGUUAGUCUUGAAAGUUUAAGGAAGGGAGUAGGAAAUGUGGACGUUACGGAUUUUGACUUCCAGCUAGAGAACAACAGGUCGUCGGCAGGCCUUAUGGUCGAUGGGCAUUUUAGUCAGCGAUUAAGCAUGAAACCCAAACUUCCUGGUUUCCUGACAGAGGCAGACAAAAAAACAGGACUCCUGCAAAGUCCAUACCAGGGGCUGGGCAGUAUGUAUGGAGGACAAAUGAGAUACAACGGAGUUAGCUCAAACUCAGCCAAAGCCACUCCAUCACAACUUUUCCCUUUCCAGUAUCAGAUGGGUGAUCUCAGAAAACGUGCACGCCACCCAAUGCAGUCGCAACCCCCACUGCCCUACUGCUCUAUGCCCCUCGUCGACAGGAAUGAAGGUCAGCCUGAUGGAGAUAUUUCACCCUUUAGCCCCUACCUACAAGAAUAUAUUGGGCUAAGCCAAGCGUCAGGAGAUGGGUCAUUUCCAGGGUUUCUAUCUGCCAUGAGUUUGCCCAAGUUUGGCAAGGCACUCGGAAGCCCCAACAGUCAGCUACACUUUUACCUGGAGGAAUGUUACGAGCAGUGGAGGAUGCUGGAAAGAGAGAGAAAGAAUGCAGAAGCUGUUCUUACAAAGACUUACCCAGGAAAGCAUGUGUCUUUGGUGUCCAGUAGCGUUUUACACAGAAUGCCUCCAAACCCAUCCAGAGUGGACAGGCUCAUUGUAGACCAGCUGCGGGAACAAGCCAGGGUGGCAGGUUUGCUAGGCAAGAUGGAACAGUUGCGGAGUUUUCCGCUUCAUGCUAAUAUUGGAUCAGCAUUGGACAGGCAUCUUGAGGUCAUCUACAUCACUCAGGCACGCCGCAAGGACGAGUUCAUCAAUGCUAGCAGCAGACAGAGGCAGCAGGCGGCCUUCUUUAGAGAGGACAGGGAGAUAAUUCUGCUGGCUUCUGCUGUGAAGGACAUGUGCAGCAGCACCAGAAAGGCCCGAACUGCUCUUUGGUGUGCAUUACAAAUGACUUUGCCCAAAACAAGCGGUUACCUAGAGGAGGGACACGCGAAAGGUGCCUGCUCCCCUUUAGGCCCAGAGAGUCCUGAGCAGAGCAGUUUGGAGAGAGCACUAACUACCCUGUGAUCACUUUCUGGCAGGUAUAACAGUCUUUGUGUGUGUGUUUUCCGACACAAAGUAAUAUCGAUCUAACCUGUCCAAAAAGGCAUAAGAGGUGAUAGAAUUGCAUUUUUAGAGGAAUGAAUGAGUUAUUUAAGUUAUUCCACUAUAGUGAUACGUUAGGCUCAGUUGUGGGCAGCAGAUGGAAUUCCAGUUCAUUAAUAUUUAUCAGUCUUCAGUGAAAAACACCAAUCAGAUUAUAAUCAAAUUCUCCAAAUUACAUAGAAUUAUGGCAGUAAGAUCAGUAUUCAGCUAUUUGUCCAAGGACCCCAGAAGAACUGCCAGUAAAAACAAGGCUUUUUGAGAGAGUAUGAAAGAUUGAUUCAACAACUGUCACAGUAAGAGAGAUGAAAUCAGAAGAAGGACCUUUUAACUGGCUAAUGUUGAUAAUGGUACAGAAUGUGCGGCAAGAGUAAGAUCUGUGGCUUUGGAGGAUAAUGGGAUAUUUUUGCCCA
Messenger RNA from Megalobrama amblycephala (Wuchang bream), 3341 nucleotides. It is a transcript of the gene meioc, whose product is annotated as minamoto. The record is from RefSeq and is a predicted model, not a curated record. The transcript is spliced from 8 exons. Lineage: Eukaryota; Metazoa; Chordata; Actinopteri; Cypriniformes; Xenocyprididae. Gene Ontology annotation, cellular component: nucleus; cytoplasm. Gene Ontology annotation, biological process: mRNA stabilization; meiotic cell cycle; male meiosis I. The coding region runs from base 226 to 2853 and encodes 875 amino acids.